This is a messenger RNA of Sceloporus undulatus (fence lizard), 984 nucleotides long. RefSeq lists its product as uncharacterized. The coding region runs from base 206 to 877 and encodes 223 amino acids. The transcript has 7 exons. Gene Ontology annotation, cellular component: membrane. The record is from RefSeq and is a predicted model, not a curated record. Lineage: Eukaryota; Metazoa; Chordata; Lepidosauria; Squamata; Phrynosomatidae.
GGCAUGCCCCGGGGGAGGGAGGCAGGGAUGGGGCUUCAGAGGCAGAGCCACCCCCGGGUGACUCAGACCCAUCCCUGCCUGAGGGCACCUGGCUCAGAAGGUACAACACCUGGCACAGAAUAUAUGACAAGGGCUGCCUUUUCUUGAACAAUUCUUGCACUUCAUCCCAAACUGGACAAACUAUUUAAAGUGAGCAUUUACCGAAAUGGAUCGCUACAGAUAUUUCAUCUUCAACCAGAAAAGUAUGGUUAUUUUGGGACUCUUCCAAAUAGCUUGUGCCACAAUUUGCAUCGUCAGUGGAAUAAUAGAUGGUGCAAACAGAAAGGAAUCAGCACUGAGUAAAUCUAGGAUACCUAUCUGGGCUGGAGUGUUCAUGAGUGUUCCUGGAAUUAUGGCUUUGUUUUCUUCUCAGAAAAAGAAUCCAGUUCUGGUGUAUGCAAUGAUAAUUGCUUCUGUGUUUUCCUGUCUCACAACUCUAAUUGUAAUUAUCUAUGCCGCCAUAACAUUAGAAUAUGGUGAAAAAUAUAAGAGCUUUGAUAGUGUACCCACCAAUCAUCCAGUUUUAUUAUUUGUGCUUGAUAAACUUGUGGAAGGAGCCAACAUCACACUCCUGAUUGCAUCUAUUGCUAGUGCCUUUAUUGUGCUAAUUAUUGCCUAUGUUAGUAGCCGAAGUCUGCCAUGUUGUUCCUGCUAUGACAGCAUAACUGGAUUUGAAUGGUUACAUUCCAACGAAGACCAGCUCCAAACUUCAGAAUUAGUUUGCAUUUCAUCUGGUCAAACAGACAGAAUUUUUAAUUCUCCAGUAAAACUUCCAGAUGUAAAUGUGGAAGAUGAUGAUGAAAUGACCAAACCUCCUCCAUACAUUCGACUCACUUAAAAAAAUCAACAAGGAUUUGUUUAAGAGACUCUUUAUAAUUUAAGGAUAUGUCUGGAAAUUCUGUGAAAUUCUUUCAGAGAUAACUGAAAAACUACUGGCAUUCUUGA